AAAAAAGAAAAAAGAAAAAAAAUCAUUAGAAAUUACUAUAACACAAACACACAUAUAUAUGGAUUCACAUACACCUUCACCACAUCCACCACCUUCCGGCGGUGGCAACAACAAAUUCCGGGCGGCAAUAAUGGCGGCAGUGGUGGCGGUGUUCGCCGGAUACCUAUUAUUGUGGGUUAUGAUGCCAACAAACGCCUUUCGAAAAACUUGGUUACCGGAGCUCAGAGCACAAACUGUCUCCACUUACUUCGGAACUACCCAAGGUGCAACUUAUCUUGUAUUCACCUUCCCAAUCCUAUUUAUUGCAGUCUUGGGCUGUGUGUAUCUCCAUUUAGGAAAAAAUUCAACAAAUAUCCACGCAGAAGGCGCAAAUGGAGGGCAUUGGUUGAGUCUGUGGAAAAGGCCAGCGACGAUCAAAGGGCUGGGAAUAGUCACUCGAAUAGAGCUUGCUUUUCUCCUCAUGUGGGAAGCGAGGCUGGAUACGGUGGCGCUCCGCCUGGGACUGGUCGGAAAUAUAGCGCUGUCAUUUCUCUUCUUCCCGGUGACACGUGGCUCAUCGAUGCUGCCACUUUUGGGGCUGACAUCAGAGGGCAGUGUCAAAUAUCAUAUAUGGCUGGGCCACAUUGUCAUGGCCCUUUUCAGUGCCCAUGGCCUGGCUUACAUCGUGUAUUGGGCCGCCACUCAAAAAUUAUCAGAGAUGCUGAAAUGGGAGAAAACAGGGAUAUCCAACGUGGCAGGAGAGUUAUCCCUGCUGGCAGGAUUAGUCCUGUGGGCUACAACAUUCCCAAGAAUAAGAAGAAAGAUGUUUGAGCUGUUCUUCUACGCUCAUCACCUAUACAUCCUAUUUGUCUUCUUCUUUGUUCUCCACGUAGGCAUAAGCUACACGUGCAUCAUGCUCCCCGGCUUCUUCCUCUUCAUGAUUGACCGACACCUCAGAUUCCUCCAGUCGAGACAAAAGGUCCGUCUUCUGUCUGCCCGACUCCUUCCUUGUCAGACGGUCGAGCUCAACUUCUCGAAAGCCAAAGGUUUGAGGUAUACUCCAACUAGCAUCAUGUUCAUGAAUGUGCCAAGCAUUUCCAAGCUGCAGUGGCACCCUUUUACCAUUAGUUCAAGCAGUAAUUUGGAGUGUGAUAAGUUGAGUGUAGUUAUCAAAGGGGAAGGGAAAUGGUCCAAUAAGCUCUAUCAAUUGCUUGCUUCACCUUCUUCCAUUGAUCGUCUGGAGGUUUCGCUUGAAGUGUUGAUAAGCGGAGGUAGCGGAAUAACUCCAUUCAUCUCCAUCAUCCGAGAGCUCAUCCACGCGAACUCGACUCUAAAGCACAAAACUCCAAAAAUCCUCCUAAUAACCGCGUUCAAGAACUCCACUGACCUAAGCUUUCUAGACCUAAUCCUUCCAAUCUCUGGCCCCACACCAAAUCCCUCAACCCUAGACUUACAAAUCGAAGCUUACGUGACAAGGGAGAAAACACAAGAAGCAACCAAAAACACCAUUCGCACGCUUUGGUUCAAGCCCAACAACUCCGACUUGCCCUUAGCCCCAGUUUUGGGUCAAAACAGCUAUCUAUGGCUUGGGGCCAUAAUAUCGUCCUCUUUCGUAAUCUACCUAACUUGUAUUGGCAUUUUGACACGUUACUAUAUAUACCCAAUCGACCGCAAUACAAACAAGAUAUAUUCUUGGUCGUCGAGAGCCGUGCUUCAUAUGUUGUUCAUAUGCAUCGGCAUUGUUAUGACUUCAACCGCGGCUUUUCUCUGGAACAAGGGCAAAAAUGGAAGGGAGAUUAAGCAGAUACAGAGUAUGGAAGGGGGGAUUAGUCCUGUGGGGUCUCCUAAUUCGUGGUUUGGUUAUAAUACAGAUAGAGAAUUGGAAAGCUUGCCUCAACAGGCAUUUUCACAAACAGUUAACGUGCAUUAUGGAGAAAAGCCGGAUAUCAAAAAGAUUCUAUUCGAGCUGAAGGAAUCAAGUGUUGGGGUUCUCGUUUGUGGGCCUCGGAGUUUGAGGCAUGAAGCUGCGAAAAUAUGUUCAUCUGGCUUGGCCAAUAAUCUGCAUUUUGAGUCCAUCAGCUUCAGAGAGGAAGAAAAAGAAUUCAAGAGCACAACAAUGGCUUCCUCUGGAAUCAUCACUAUUGCCAGAGGAGCAAUUUUGGUGGUGGCCCUUAUUGUUUUUCUUGGUAAUAUAAUGAUGUGGAUUAUUAUGCCAACUGAUACUUAUUACAAUCACUGGUUGAUCCACAUUCUUGCUCAUACAAACUCCACUUUCUUUGGAAUACAAGGUUCAACAAUGCUGAAUUUCACAUUUCCCAUUUUGUUCAUUGCUGUCUUGGGGUGUUUAUAUCUGCAUUUGGGAAAGAGAAUGACUGGUGGUGUCACAGUAAGUGCAUGUUUUGAUAGCAAUAGCAAAAGGGACACUAAACUAAGGUUCUUGAAGAGGCCGAUGGUCGUGAAGGGGCUCGGUAUCGUCACCAUAAUCGAGCUCACACUAUUCACUUUGUUCGUCGCUCUUUGUGCUUGGUAUAUUGCGAUUAUUAAAUGGGAUGACCAUUAUGUAUCAAACAUAGCUGGGGAAAUCUCUCUACUAUGUGGAUUGGCCUUGUGGGUGACAACUUACCCUAACAUAAGAAGGAAAAUGUUUGAGUUGUUUUUCUACACACACUAUCUCUACAUUGGCUUCAUCAUCUUCUUUAUACUGCACAUUGGAAUUGGCUUCGCCUGCAUUAUGCUCCCUGGUUUUUAUCUCUUUGUCAUCGACCGAUACCUUAGGUUCUUACAAUCAAGGCAAAAUGUCCGUCUGAUUUCUGCUCGAGUUUUGCCAUGCCAAACUAUUGAGCUCAAUUUCGCCAAGAGUCGAGGUGUAAUAUACAAUCCCACAAGUACCAUUUUUGUAAACGUGCCCAUAAUUUCCAAGCUGCAAUGGCACCCUUUCACUAUAACUUCAAACAGCAGCUUAGAAUCGGAGAAUCUUAGUGUGCUUAUCAAAUGUGAGGGCAGUUGGACUAAGAAUUUAUACGACAAGAUUUCAUCUUCUUCCUCCAUUGACCAUCUUCAAGUCUCGGUUGAAGGACCGUACGGACCCGCCUCGACAAGUUUUCUCAGGUAUAAUAUGUUGGUGAUGAUCAGUGGAGGAAGUGGAAUAGCCCCAUUCAUUUCCAUUAUUAGAGAGCUAAUAUUCAUGAGCUCAAGUACUCAAAAUUGCAAAAUCCCCAAUAUGAUUCUCAUUAGUGUGUUCAAAAACACCUCACACCUCUCCAUGCUAGACCUCAUACCCCCGAUUUCUCACACAAUGUACUCUUGCAACUUGGGCCUACGAAUCGAGGCCCACGUGACAAGAGAGAAGGCCCAGCCCACAGACAAACCACACCCCAUCCGAACCAUGCAGUUCAAGCCGAGCCCAUCUGACGCCCCUAUCUUCCAGGCACUGGGCCCCAACAGCUGGCUAUGGCUGGCCACGAUUAUAUUGUCGUCUUUCGUCAUUUUUCUCGUGUUUCUAGGGAUUUUCACGCAAUACGUGGUGUACCCUGUUGACAAAAACACCUACUUUUCGUACUCUUAUGCUAAGAAGAAUUUGAUGAACAUUUUCUUGAUAUGCGGCUCCAUAGUGGUGGCUGCAAGUGGUGUGUUCAUGUGGAAUAAGAGGCAGAAUGCAAAGGAGGACAUGGAAAAAAGUGGAAACACAUUUGGGUCAAUGGAUGGUGUGGAAUUAGAGAGCUUUCCCCUGCAGUCAGUUGUGAAGUCCAUCGACGUGCAUUAUGGUCGAAGGCCCGAUUUAAAGAGGAUUCUAAUGGGGAUCCAAGAGUCAAAUGUUGGAGUACUUGUUAGUGGGCCUAAGGAGAUGAGACAUGAUGUUGCGGGGGUAGUGGGCCGGGCCUGCGGGUAUAACAACUUGUGCAGCCUCGAGAAUUGGGGGCCCGUCUGCCGCUGCCCGUGGCAAGUGAACCGCGAAAUCUCUGAAUUGGACGAGAGGCCGGAAUUUUCAGGGAAUAGCUGUACUCAUGGCGGCCCGGGUGAUGACGAGCUGGUAGAGAUUUCGGAUGUCGACUGGCCGAAAAAUGACCGAACAUAUAAAUCCGAGCACCGUGCGCGAGUGCAGAGAUGCUUGAGCCCGAGCUGCUGGAAAAAGCGGAUGCCUUUGUCUAAUGGGAAACUCGACACAGGAUUGGGUUCUGUUGCAUUUCUCGAAGUUAGAAAGGGUUGG
Messenger RNA from Striga asiatica, 4186 nucleotides. NCBI's taxonomy places the organism in Eukaryota, Viridiplantae, Streptophyta, Magnoliopsida, Lamiales, Orobanchaceae. The record is from the annotation of a GenBank genome assembly.